AUGUUUCUAAAAAAUGUUAUUCAACCCAAUGACAUUAGGAAUAUAAAUGAUUCGCGCGCAAGCUUGUUGGUAGAAAUCUUAGGAGAACAUAAGAAACUGGUGGCAUUCUUUUUUUUGCUUCAAAAUGUAGGGACUGGCGACAAAUUGUCAAAGGGUUUAAAAAUUAUCGAGGUGGAUGAGUUUCUGAAAACUAGAAGUUUGCUUUUUAAUUCGACAAAGGAAGGUUUCAAUCAAUUAACCCAAAAUGAACCUACUGGUCAACUGAUCGAUCACCACUUGUUCAAUGCGCGGAAACUAAGGCGUUUUUUAACCAGUCACCCCGACAUUGUAAAUAGUCUUUUGCCAGGACGUUUGUUUGAGAAUGGUGAAAAAUCUUACGAGACAAAUGACCUAGAGAAGCAACAGUGGCCUUGUUUACCACAUGAAUUGGACAUUUUAGCCCUUUUGGAUCAUUUACACAUUUCCAAUUCCAAUGAACUUCAUUACAGCAUCAAAGGACUCAAAAGUAUAGGAAAAAUAAUCAAAGAACGGCAGCUAAUUUGUCAAGAACUAAGAUCAAAUAUCGAAUUACUUAACGGAGGGUAUGAAACAAUUAGGCAGCAAAUAAAAAGUAAGGCUAAGGCUUUGGAUUCACAAAUCAGAGUUCUACAAGGCGAUUUCCCUAACAUAUACUUAUUCUCAAAUUCACCAAAAAAGCUUGAUCAGAAAGUGAAUUUUAAAAUGCUUAUUUUACAUAAAAUGACUUAUCUGAGGCUAUGCUCAUACACAAAUGAUUUUAAAAGAAAUGAUCUACUAGCCCUUCAUGGUGGUAAACUUACUUCAGCCUUAUUUUGUCGAAAACACCCUAAGCGUCACGAGUUUUAG
Molecule: messenger RNA, 864 nt
Organism: Echinococcus granulosus
Lineage: Eukaryota; Metazoa; Platyhelminthes; Cestoda; Cyclophyllidea; Taeniidae
Exons: 5
Coding region: 1-864 (287 amino acids)
Source: RefSeq, a predicted model, not a curated record